AUGGAUAUCUCCCCCGAUGAAGCCUCAAGAGCGGCUGACGCUGCGAACAUCAUCUCGGAAUUUGUUGCUCACGAGCAAGUCCGCACUCUGUCAGAUCUGCAACGGGCUCUCUUCGGCUUUUCGGCGACCAAGAAGCAGCUGGAUGCCAAUAAUAUUCCAAGUUCUGUGGCGGUAGUUGUUUUGUGCGGCUCUGCAAUUUUAUCCAUUGUAGAUACUGUCGUAUCAUCAGUGACGAGAUUGGUAGAAGCAACGACUCGACAUCCCAAGUACAAUAGCAUUAUUAGCCAAGUUCAGGGACAACCAGAGGCUCGGGUCUUCCAGACCAUUGUCGAGCAAUUCUUCCACCUCGAGGUUGAAAAGGACUGCCUCACAACCGUCGGCAAGCACCCAACACAAAAGCUCACUAUUUUGGUUGAGGAUGCCUCGACAAAUUGUGCACUAAAUGCUGUGUACACAAGAAAGGUGUUAGACCAGCAUGGAUACACGUCACCAUGUUCUAUUGUCGUCGCUCAAGACCCAACCAUGUGUCGGCGUACGGUUGCUGCGUUUGAGCAAGUCUACUCUGAUAAGAUGGAUGAUACUCCUGUCUUUGCCGGCUGGCCAACCUUCGUGCCCAGGGUGGCGGCUCAAGGCUCUAGAGCUCAGAACCAAGCGGGCGGCCUCACUUCUUACUUGCGGUAUGACAUUGCUGAGUUUGACAAGAACCAAAAUGAUGGUCUUUGGAGUAUGGGACGACUGAUGUCUCUACUUGUUGGCGAAAUUCCACGAAUGAGAGACAAUGAGAAUGGAUACGGGCCACGAGGCAAAGGCUCCAUCGUCCAUGUUGAUAUACCGCAAGACGUCGAGGAUGCAUGGAUUAUACUCGGAGACACACUUGGCCAGAAGAUGCGGUAG
Fusarium musae is the source of this 894-nucleotide messenger RNA. RefSeq lists its product as uncharacterized. Lineage: Eukaryota; Fungi; Ascomycota; Sordariomycetes; Hypocreales; Nectriaceae. Bases 1 to 894 code for a protein of 297 amino acids. The transcript is spliced from 2 exons. The record is from RefSeq and is a predicted model, not a curated record. Gene Ontology annotation, cellular component: plasma membrane.